AUGUCUGCUACCGAAACUACUACUCAAGCUCUUCUUCGGAGCCUGCCUUCGCUCAAGGGCCCAUUUCGACCGCUAGAUCUCAGCACAUUCCCACCUACCCCUCAACAGGCUUUUGUCGACUGGCUGAAGGAUGCAAUCGACAACGGCAUCAAGGAACCCCACGCGAUGACUCUCUCCACUGUCGACGAACAUGGAUGGCCUGACGCCAGAGUGCUGAUUUUGAAGAACCUCGACCAUCGUGGGUGGCAUUUUGCAAUCAAAGCAGACAGUCCCAAAGGCGGACAAAUCUUGAACAACCCUGCGGUCGCAUUGACUUUCUACUGGCCUCAUCUCGGUCGUCAGAUCCGCAUCAGAGGCGUUGCCAAUCAGCUUCCAGCUGAAGAAAGCGCUAAAGAUUUUGCUGAACGUCCCAUCGGUUCCAAAAUCACAGCUCUGGCAUCCAAGCAAAGUGAGAUCUUGAAAGAUGCAGAACAGCUGCAACAAGGGUUUCACGAUGCUAAACAGAGGAUGAAGACCGAACCUGACUAUGUGUCUCCUGCAUGGGUUGUGUUCGCUGUAGCGCCUCGCAGCGUCGAAUUCUGGCAAGGUGCGACCGACCGCAUGCACCAGCGACUGCGCUAUAAGAUUAUGGAUGACGAGCAACAUUGGCAGAAGGAUGCAUUGUAUCCCUGA
Aureobasidium musti is the source of this 672-nucleotide messenger RNA. Lineage: Eukaryota; Fungi; Ascomycota; Dothideomycetes; Dothideales; Saccotheciaceae. The record is from the annotation of a GenBank genome assembly.